This is a messenger RNA of Cylindrotheca closterium, 1302 nucleotides long. The record is from the annotation of a GenBank genome assembly. NCBI's taxonomy places the organism in Eukaryota, Bacillariophyta, Bacillariophyceae, Bacillariales, Bacillariaceae.
AUGGAAGAAGGGAUUCAAAAUGCCAAGAAAUUCCAAAAGGUUGUCUUGGAGGAAGUGGACGACAUUAUUAGUGAAGAACAGGAAAGUGAUGUUUAUUUGCCGAGUUUGAAUAGUGACGAAGACGAAGACGACGACGAAGAAGAAGAUUCAUUGUGGGGGGUGGCAACGUCUGGAUUCGAGAAAGAUGAGAGUCAUGAUAUUGCUAACAGUGGGAUCGAGGAUUCGGGAAAUAAGGAUUCCAGUCGACGACGAAGAAAACGAAGACGGAAGCGACAUUCAACAAAAAAUGACAGACCAUCGGAAAAAUCAUCUCCUUCCAUGGCACCCACAUCGUUGCCUCCCACAACUGAGAAUCAAGAUCAAAGUGGUGAUGAUGACAUUGACUCACCAUUUUCAUCCGCAACAUCUAAUACGAUUGAUCCAUCACUGAUUGUUGGCAAGACAAUCUUGGACAACAACUUUUACAUUUCCAAUCAGGUCCGUGUCGGGAGUACCAAGAGUGAACUCUAUCACUGUUACCCUGUAACUUCGAGUUCUCAUUUAGAAGAGAAAUAUCAAAAGCACCCACCCUUCAUGAUCAAACUUUCGCAAAAUGUUGAACAAAUGAUAUUGGAGUAUCGGAUUCACAAGGACUUGUAUUCUCGACUAUCACCCGAGCAACAGGAUCUAUUUAUUAUGGUUUACGAUUGGAUACCGGCCUCGGAUAUUACACAUCAGCGAGUCGGAUUUCUCAUGGAGGCGGGUUUGGAAAAUUUACGAGGCAUUGUUUGGAAACAUGGACCGAUGCAAGGACAAACAUUGAAAGAAGCCAUGAUGUCUAUCAUAUUAACCAUUCAGGUACUUCAUCAAUUGGGAACCAUUUGGACCGAAGUAAAAGCGGAAAACUUUGUCGUCAUGCGGGAUGGUAAAAUUAAGGCGAUUGAUCUGGAAUCCGUGACUGCGCAUGGGGAAUUCCUUCGAUGCUACACGGCCGAGACCUAUCCGCCUGAAUUUCCGCCUGAUUCGCUUUACAAUGAAAUUCCGCAAGUACCCCUGGACUAUUCCUUUGACAUUUGGGGACUUGGUUUGGUUCUGUUGGAAAUGGCAAUAGGAGAACCUCUCUUUACCUUGCACCAUACCUAUGAUGUAGACUAUGUGCGAGAACGGCUGAAGGACCCACAAGGAAUAGUAAACCAAGCAAGACAACGGUUGGAACAUAUCGACUAUCAAGCACGAGACGUCAUUUUACAAUGUUUGGUGGUGGAACCUACAAAACGAAGCACUUGCGAACAACUAUUGAAUCAUGAAUACUUUCAAAAUUAG